UCGCUCACCCCACACUCGCAGACACACUCACACACACAGACACGUACUCACACGCAGACACACACUCGCUGUACAAUGGCAGAAUCCCACCUGCAAUCAUCCCUGAUCACAGCCUCACAGUUUUUCGAGAUCUGGCUUCAUUUCGACGUUGACGGAAGUGGUUACCUGGAAGGAAAGGAGCUGCAGAACUUGAUUCAGGAACUCCAGCAGGCGCGGAAGAAGGCUGGAUUGGAGUUAUCACCUGAGAUGAAAACUUUUGUGGAUCACUAUGGGCAGAGAGAUGACGGAAAAAUAGGAAUUGUAGAGUUGGCUCAUGUAUUACCCACAGAGGAGAACUUCCUGCUGCUCUUCCGAUGCCAGCAGCUGAAGUCCUGUGAGGAAUUCAUGAAGACAUGGAGAAAAUAUGAUACUGAUCACAGUGGCUUCAUCGAAACUGAGGAGCUUAAGAACUUUCUAAAGGAUCUGCUGGAAAAAGCAAACAAGACUGUUGAUGAUACAAAACUAGCCGAGUAUACAGACCUAAUGCUGAAACUAUUUGAUUCAAAUAAUGAUGGGAAGCUGGAAUUAACUGAGAUGGCCAGGUUACUACCAGUGCAGGAGAAUUUUCUUCUUAAAUUUCAGGGAGUCAAAAUGUGUGGGAAAGAGUUCAAUAAAGCUUUUGAGUUGUAUGAUCAGGAUGGCAAUGGAUACAUAGAUGAAAAUGAACUGGAUGCUUUACUGAAGGAUCUGUGUGAGAAGAAUAAACAGGAUCUGGAUAUUAAUAAUAUUCCAACAUACAAGAAAAGCAUAAUGGCUUUAUCGGAUGGAGGGAAGCUGUACCGAACGGAUCUUGCUCUUAUUCUCUGUGCUGGAGACAACUAGAGUUGGUGACCACGACACUAUUUGCUAGCGAUACAUUGUAUCUAAAAAAUAACUGUGCACUAUAAGGGAGUAGGCUGUUUUUUCUUUUGUAUCUGUAAAUUUAACUGCAUAUAGAUAAUUAUCCAGGAUGUGUGGCACUUUCUUUUCAGCUUGUUUCUAUACUGUUUGUAAUGUACAGUUUUGUAACCACAUGACUGAAAAGGAGAACGUCUAUGCUUAGGCCAGACAAUACAUCCAAUUAAAAAAAAUAAUAAUCUCACAUAUUCCUGCUUUCAUAAAUUUGGUUGGACAAGAUUUCCCUAAAAAUUCCACUAGGAUUAAUCUCUAAAAUUCUAGUCUCUGACGUGUAAAUGCACAUUUGUCACUGAAUAGGAGAAUAUUUCUGACAAUCAUAGGUGUGUCCCAUGAAAUAGUUCGAAGUCGUAUUUCCAGUUAUUAGGAGGAAUGAGCUUUUGCAUCUAAAAUACCAAAAUGUCAAUCAAUAGUUAAUUGUGGCUCUAAGAAGUUAACAGUCUCACUAGACAAGAUUUAGUUUAUUAAUCAACAACACGUCAAUGCUUGAAUCCAUAUGAAGCUCCUGGUUCAAACUGAUUUGAUAAGAAAGAAAGCAGCACCAGACAACACGCACACCUGUCUGAUUCUAUCUCUGUAUUUCCAACAAGCCUUCUGUGAGAGAGUAUGACCUUACUCCAUUUCCUAAACUGUUUUCACGUAUUGCAGAUUAUAAGUAUUCUAGUAAACUGCUGUUUUUCUGUCAUAUUCUGUGUAAUCUCUGAUUAAAUUAUAUAUACCGAGGAUCCUGGUGUCUAGUUUGUAUAUUUCCUGGAUUUUCUUUCAAUGCAGAACUGUUCAUUUCCACCAAGGGUAUCUGCUGCCUCUGAAAAUAUUUUUUUCUAGCUAUAACAACUAUUUUUUACUACAUAAUUGAAUUUUAAUGUAAAACUCAUAGCACCCUGAUUGUUGAAUGUUAUAUCAUUGAUAAUUUUGUGUAUUCUGUGAAUUCUAUAUUUCAUAUUGAGAUAAGCAUUCAAAAUAGUUCUAUUUCGAUCUGCAAAUAGUUUCAAAUAAGUUAAAAAUAAUAUCUGAAGAGGAAUGCUAAUGUAAUCAUUUAUCUUAUUUAACAAGGGAGAUUCUAAAACAUUCAUUUGACCCAUAUCCAAGUCACAGUUUCAUAUAUUUGUAGCUAGAAUAUCCUAUACUGGUUAUAGUUGACAUGUAAUGGUUGAUGAUUUCUGAUUUUUUGAUUGUGAAGCAGGGAGCUAUGAGACAGAUGUGUCUGUGUGAAAUUUAUAAAGUUACUGCCAAAGAGUUAAUAGUUCUGAAUCAGUUUGAAUGUUCCCAUUCUAUAAAUUCAGCACUGAUUUUCUCAAGUCAUAGAAAUAACAAAAAAAAAGUGAAGUAUCUCUUUCUCCCAAGAAUGAACAGAAAAGAGAUCUGCCAAAAAAUAAAAUUUAUCAAAUGAUUGAUGUAAGUGAGUGGUAGAUUGGCUUUGCUUCUGGUGUGUAAAUGGAAGCACUGACUUUAGGCUGAAUUUAACCACUAAGAAUAAA
Messenger RNA from Ceratotherium simum simum (southern white rhinoceros), 2411 nucleotides. RefSeq names its product calbindin 1 (gene CALB1). Lineage: Eukaryota; Metazoa; Chordata; Mammalia; Perissodactyla; Rhinocerotidae. Gene Ontology annotation, molecular function: calcium ion binding. Gene Ontology annotation, cellular component: dendritic spine; nucleus; cytosol. Gene Ontology annotation, biological process: regulation of long-term synaptic potentiation; regulation of presynaptic cytosolic calcium ion concentration. The record is from RefSeq and is a predicted model, not a curated record.